Owenia fusiformis is the source of this 3327-nucleotide messenger RNA. The record is from the annotation of a GenBank genome assembly. NCBI's taxonomy places the organism in Eukaryota, Metazoa, Annelida, Polychaeta, Sabellida, Oweniidae.
AGUUGAGUGUAUCUACAGUGGAUUAACACCGGUGAUUCCAUUCGUCCAUUAACACGUGUUCUUUCUCACAUCAGAGAGAACAUUUACCUUACAAAGACCCAUGAUAAUAUAAAAGACUGGAAUGGGAGAUUAAACAUGCACUUGCCAUAAUACUAGGCUUAUAAAUAAUUGUAACGCAAAAUAGCGCCAAUUUCUGUAGCAGUUGUUACAUCUAAGGACAGUACAUUGUUGAGCUCCUGAGACGUAUCAACAAGUUACGUUAAUAAUCAGGGAAAUCAGUCCAAACCUUACGUACUCCGGUGCAAAAUAAGUAAAGUAUUAACGAAAAUUCAUCGCACGAAACGUCAGACAAAUGAAUAUGAUAGUUCCAACCUAAUCUAGAACUAUUGACCAGACAGUUUGUCUUCUGUCUGAGGACAGCUAAUUCUCAAAGGUGUGGAGAAAUGUAACGGAUAUUUGAGCUAUAUUUGUAGACAGUUACAUAAUAGAUUAUGACACCGACUGCUUCCUUGAAUAGCAUAGUCUAAAACAAUCACGGUAAUUUUAAGAGGUAGAAGACGCUAAAGAACAUGGAUUUACUGCAUCCUUGAUUAAAGACAAAGUAGAGUCUACCUUACAGAAUUGUUAUUUCUCAUGCAACCUACUUCUCGUCUACCUGUAUUUGGAAACUUCAACGCAUAAAGAAAGUUUAUGAUGAAAACAUAAGAGGCUAGUUAAGUUUAACAACUUCGUGUCACAUAAUAGGAGAAUGUUGGAUUUUCUAUGGAUCUGGCUUAGGCAUUGUUCAUAGGCUCAUAGUCUAUAAGAUAGUUUCACCUUUGAUAAACCGUUGCGAGCGUCUAGCUGAGGGGACGUAUUCUUCAUUGGACACAUCUAGUUGCUAUGACACGUUGUCACAUUUGGUUUCUAACAGUGUACUCUGCCAUAGCGACGACACAGAUCCUUGGCAUCGAGGUUCCCGUUAGAAAAGAACUGAGAAGCUCACAUUCGUCACACCUGCUGAACGCUGAGGAAACGCUAGCAAUGAGGGAGAAAAGGAUGGCUGAGGAGGAAAAUGAAGACGAUGAUGUCUUCUACGGUCUACCUCCGGAACUGAAAGAACAAAUUAAAGCCCAUCCAGAUAUUGAAUGCGAGAUUCGAUUUAAACUGCAGCCAUAUCCGAGUACAGAAGAGGGACAAGUAUACUGCAACAGUUCAUGGGACUCUGUGACCUGCUGGCCCACAACUCUAGGGGGGCAAUUGGCAACUGCACCAUGUCCGCCUACGUCUGAGGAAUACAGUGUCGUCAAGUCUAUGUCUACAAAAAAUGCGACACACCUUUGUCUACCAAACGGUACCUGGGAGCAUUUAUCUGACUACAAGCCCUGUGUGGAGGGUAUCGGUGGAAUGGUCGACGAGCUAGAUGUCUUCUUGAAGAAGUUUGAGACACAAACACUAACUGUGAGGAUUAUAUAUUACGCUGGAUAUAGCCUUUCUACACUGACUCUGAUUAUAGCCCUGUCAAUCUUCUGCCAUUUCAAGAGUCUACGAUGUCUGCGGAACACAAUUCACUGUCAUCUGAUAAUGACCUUCAUUCUUCGAAAUGUAUUCUGGAUUAUCAUGAACAACAUUCUUCAAGCCACACACGAUGGCAUUGUUCCAACGUGGAUUUGUAAAGCUAUCAUCGCAGUAUUUAACUAUCUACAAACCACAAAUUUUUUCUGGAUGUUCGUAGAAGGCCUUUACCUGCAUAUGAUGAUAGUAUGGGCGUACAAGUCGAGCAACAUAAAAACUAAGCACUAUGCAGUGAUAGGAUGGGGAAUCCCUAUUAUUUUUAUAAUAUUAUGGAUCUGUGUGAAAUCUCAAAUUGAGGAUACUGUAUGUUGGUUGCCAAUGAAAAACUCACAAAUACAUUUCAUCUACAUCACACCAGUGCUGGUCGUUUUAUUUAUAAAUAUUAUUUUCCUAUCGACAAUUGUUUGGGUCUUAGUUCUAAAGAUACGAGCAUCACAUUCCAUUGAAACACGACAAUAUAGGAAAGCUGCCAAAUCCACUCUGAUACUCUUUCCACUUCUUGGUCUAACAUAUGUGUUGUUCAUCACUCCACCCGGCGAUGAUCCGGGAGUCAACGCAGCCUUCCUCUAUUUCAACGCAAUUUUACAGUCUCUCCAGGGAUUCUUUGUCUCGCUGUUCUAUUGCUUUUUAAACGGAGAGGUGCGGAACGUUUUAAAACAGAGAUAUUACAGAUGGUUGGACCAAAGGACUAUAGGUGGCGGCAAUAGUCGCAUGUCAGUGACUCAGAUAGAGGCUAAAUCAGAUUGUGAGUCUCGAAGGGCCUCGAGACUGAACUCAGCCAUAUCUAUAAAUGGUAGAUUGGAUAUACCAAAACGAAAAUCUAGUCAAGCAAGGUCCAGUGUAUCAACCGGUACUACCAUAUUAGAAUUCUCAAAUAAAACUGGUCAAAGUCAACCUUUCAAAAUUGGGGAAACAACUCCACUCAAACAACAGACUGACGGGGAAACAACCCCACUUAAACCACAAUCUGAUGCGGUUAUGGCAGUGGAGAGCGCACCGUCUUGUUCUGAUGAAAUGUUGCCAGUUAUCCACCGAAAUCAGAAUGGAAAGAUAGACAGUAAUGGAAACGAUACAAAUGUCCAUCUUUGUGUUGAAUGAUUGUACUGCGAGGAACAUCAGUUAUUUACAUAUUCGAUAUUCAACUUUCAUAGACACAAACCGUAUUAUGUAGUGAAUAAUGCCAAGAUUAUGUUUUUGUAACAUACUUAAUACUAUACUCAGUGUGUCAAAAAGCAGAUGAUAUCUAUUAUUUAUAUUAAAUUGUAAAUUAUUAUUUAUAUUCAGGUCAUUGAAUGUAGUAUAUCUCAAGCAUGAUUUUGGUUCACUUUCACUUAUUAUUUAUUUAAGUAUGACUUACGUUACGAGGCAAAAACUAGGAACAAUUGUCCAUCUAUUGGCUAGAAAACUGUAUAUACGGUCAUCAUUUAAAAGCACUGUAUAUACCCCAUACACCAAGUCAGCAUUAGCCUUAUGAAAUAUAUUCUCCAAUAUUAUAUAGUCAAUUUUGGAAGUCCCGAAACUUUUGUUUAUCUUUCUAUUCAGAAGGAAAUUAUUAAUAUUGAAGAAUCUGUAAAUGCAGAUGAGAGCUUCACGAAUGAAUUGCAAGGAGAAUGACCAAUCUUAACCUUAUAUCAACAUAGAACAUGUUGUUAUUUUCUGACAUCACAAUUGACUACAUAGUGAUCAUAAAUGAUUUGAACUAAUAUUUUGACCCAUGAUUUUUCUAAGGAAAUAUGACCAAAACUAGCGAUUCAAAUUCUGAAGUGAAAAAAU